Messenger RNA from Malus domestica (apple), 1664 nucleotides. Its product is annotated as light-inducible protein CPRF2-like. The record is from RefSeq and is a predicted model, not a curated record. NCBI's taxonomy places the organism in Eukaryota, Viridiplantae, Streptophyta, Magnoliopsida, Rosales, Rosaceae. Gene Ontology annotation, biological process: regulation of DNA-templated transcription. Gene Ontology annotation, molecular function: DNA-binding transcription factor activity.
GCAACUCGUCGACGCAGCCAACCAAAAAUUGGAUAUUUCGGACAUUCACGCCCGCACAGAGUAUGCAUUCAGUGUUCACCGCGGACGACUCCUCCGACACGUUUUGGGCUCUGUCGUCGCCGGCGGAGAUGAACCGGAGCGCGUCGGAGUGGGCCUUCGAGCAGUUCCUCGACGAGUUCACGACCCCGGCCGCCACUCCUCGCCAAUCGGUCGCCGAGCAAUUUCCCGUUUCGUCCGCCGCUUCCUGCUCCGUCGCGUCUCAGUCGUCGACGUCGAAGCGCGACGAUGUGGACGAAGAGGUAGUUGAGAUCAAGAAGCCCGAUCGUCAUCGCCAUCGUCAACUGCAACCUCCUCAGCAGCUCAAUCAUCCUCCGCCGGCGGCGUUGGAUCCAGCUCCGACGGCUCCGAUUAACUCGGACCAGUACCGCGAAUUUCUUAAGAACCAGCUCGAUCUGGCUUGCGCAGCAGUAGCUCUCUCUCGCGCAUCGUCUUUGACGCCUGUGGAUUUGGGUAAUCUGGCUGAGAAUCCGUCGCUGGUGUCGAAGCCUUCACAGUUAGCCCCGACUCGAUCGCUUGAUAAAGGUGCUGGUAAUGCUUUGCCAGUUCCACAAAAUGAAGCUGACACUAGCCCGCAUGGCGUUUCGGCUUUACCUGCUGCUCAGAGAAGAACUCCGGUACUGAGUAAGCAAACAACGAGUGGAUCAUCGAAAGAGGACUCGGAUGAUGAUGAUCUCGAAGGAGACAUUGAGAUUAAUGAGAAUAUGGAUCCCUCUGAUGUGAAACGUGCUAGGAGGAUGCUGUCCAAUCGAGAGUCCGCAAGACGCUCUAGAAGAAGAAAACAAGCCCAAAUGAGUGAACUUGAGACACAGGUUGGUCAGCUAAGGGUUGAACACUCUGGGCUGUUAAAACGUCUCACUGAUGUGAAUCAGAAAUAUGAUAAUGCUGCUGUUGACAACAGAAUAUUGAGAGCUGAUAUUGAAACGUUAAGAGCAAAGGUGAAAAUGGCAGAAGAAUCUGUGAAAAGAGUGACAGGGAUCAAUCCGCUACUUCUAGCCAUGUCAAAUGUAGCUAACGCAGGCAUGCCGCCCGUGAGCAACCCAAUGAAUGCAUCCACAAAUGCUGCUGUGCCAAUGCAACCAAACUCUAACCAGCUCUUUCAUCCGGGAGUUCCUAGUAUGACCACUACCCCUCUGCAUCACCAGAGAUUGGAGACUGGCUUUCACGCGAACUCCCCAAUCUCUCUAGUUGGGAACCGACAGGGUAAUGCGGGCCAACCAGUCAUCACUGGAAGCAACAUGGCUCACAACUCUUCAAUGCCGCACACAGGCAACAUAGAUCACAUGCCGCAGCAGCAGCAGCCACGGCCAGGAGUGGGUGAAGCAUUGCCAGGUUGGGACCCUCAGCUCCCUCACGCCGUCCCAAAGAAUAAGAAGUAGAACCGGAUGUAGGGGCCUUCCUAUUUUUCAGGAAAGGGGUAAAACGGCUGAUUGAAGUUAUGUGUUUAUUAGCGGGAUUAUACUUUGGCCUUUUGUUUUCGUUCAGUUUAAAUUUCAAUUCCGUCUUUGUUCCUGUUAGAAUUUGCCAUAAAUGAACUUUAUUUUUCUUGUUAAACACUGUGCCACAACCAUGUCGGAGUUAUACGAGAAUUACACAUCUUGGAACAA